This is a messenger RNA of Scylla paramamosain (green mud crab), 4869 nucleotides long. RefSeq names its product activating signal cointegrator 1 complex subunit 2-like. Gene Ontology annotation, molecular function: ubiquitin binding. The record is from RefSeq and is a predicted model, not a curated record. Gene Ontology annotation, biological process: regulation of DNA-templated transcription. Bases 4 to 2811 code for a protein of 935 amino acids. The transcript is spliced from 17 exons. NCBI's taxonomy places the organism in Eukaryota, Metazoa, Arthropoda, Malacostraca, Decapoda, Portunidae.
UGAAUGUGUGUGUGUGUGUGUGUCCCAGCUGACUACUACCACCACCACCAGCACCACUACGCCUCACCCGUUCACUCACUCAUCACUCACACACUCACCAUGAGCUGCACAGGGGCCAUACCAAAGAGAGGCGCCAGGCAAGCCAAUAAGGACAAGGACAGCACAGAUGUGAUCGGCGAGCCUCUCGAUGAGUUAUACAUGAAUGUCCCCAACCAGGGCGGUGACUGGAGGGUUCCUGCACUGCACAAGUACUGGACACAGAAGGGUACGUACCUCAAGUAUGUGCGUCCACCUCCCCCUGUGCUGCCUGACGGGUCGCCCCCUCCCGCUGGUGCCAGUGAGUCCUGGAUUGAGCAGAUGGAGCUAAUGGAGGAGGAUCUGAGGGGCCUCCUGCGUCUCCCACACCACAAAUUUUGGUCACAGAUGAUUUACGACCCAAACGUGCACCUGUGCCUGGAGUCGUACCUGUCGCAAUGCCCCCGAUGGUAUGAGGAGAUGCAGGUUGACCGGCUAUGCAAGGACAUGGUCGCCUCACUGCACCGCCUUGUUCUGCUCAUCUACCUCCGCCUUGCCACACCUCGCGAGUCACAGACCAGCCACAUCACGCCAGCAGUCUUCGCACAGAUGAUCUAUGAGAAUUUCCUCAUAGAUGCGUGUCAGUUGCUGGACCUCAGUGUGGUGUACGGCCCCUCCUGUGGUCCCCUCCUGACCCGCAUGUUUGCCUGUGUGUUCCGCCACCAGCCUAAGUACUACCAGGACCUCAUACACACUGUCUCCUCCAUAGCCUUGGCUUUAGAGGGAGUGGAGGACAAGUUGCGAGUGUCGGAUUACGAGAUUCCUCUGCCCCUGGACGCGGUGAUGGAGAAUCUCUCAGUGCCAGACCUUCAGACAGUGGUGCUCUUCCUCCUCGACACCUUCUCCUCCCUCCACCUCUUCCUCAGCCUCCACCCACCAGCUGCCAAGUGCUUCCAGGAUGAUGUGAAUGAGCUAAGGAUAGCCUCCUUCUACGAGAGGGUUGUGUCUGCCAUCACCAGCCAGCUGCGAGAGUUGAGCCAAGGGUUGGAGCUGAAUCCUCGCCUCGUCAAGGAGAUUAACUUGAUGAGGUCCUCCAUGCUGGCCACCUUCAGGGCUCUUCUCCACCAUAAGUGCCUUGCCCCCCUCCAGGAAGAGAAGUCAGGAACAGCCGCGGUGGGGGGGUGCGUGGAGCGUUUCCUGCACAUCAUGACCACCUGUGUCGGGGAGAAGGUCUUCAUCACGGACUACUGCUCGGCAUUCCCCAUCGAUGACGACAUCAAGAUCUUCAUGGACAAGGAGGGGGACAUCACCAGCCUCACCUUUGUGCGCGAGGCAAUCACCACUGUGCUGAAAGAGAUGGGCACCUCCCCCCGCGUUGGUGCCUUUCCCUUGGAGCACCUGGGCCUCUCUGAUAGCACCAAGCCUUCUGAGGACCCCAUGAACACCAAUGACAUGAAUGGGUAUGCCCAGGAAGGUACUGCAGCCUCCACACCCGACCUGGAUGUGGCCGCAGGUGUGUCGAGCGUGCAAGAGCUCCUACCUGACCUGGGCGCUGGCUUCAUUAGGGAGUGUCUCAGGUACUACAACCACCGACCAGAGGAGGUCAUUAACGCUCUUCUGGAGGAUAACUUGCCUCCGUCCCUGGCCAACCUUGACCGCUCUGCCCCCCUGCGCCCCUCCACACCACCCCCGCCUGCUGAGGAGGAGAGCCAGGAGGUGCCGUCGCUGGGGAUCCUGGAGCAGAGGGCCAACGUGUACGACAACGACGAGUUUGACCUGUUUACAAGGAAGGAUGUUGACCGUUCCAAGAUCCACAAGGGGAAGAAAGCCACUACCACCAGGAAGCUUUUGUAUGAGAAGGAUGAGGCGACUAUAGACAAGCUGAAGGAGAUCGGCCGUCAGUACGAAGAGCGAGGAGGAACCAGCAUUUACGAGGACGAGUUUCGCUACGAGAACGAGGAGGAGUACCGGGCCUGGGACUAUGACGACGAGUACGAUGACACUUACGAUGACAACGAGACUGGCGACAUUGACGAGCUGGGGCCGGAGAAGGUGGUGAAGAGACGGCCGGGCAUCAUCGGGGCAGGCCGCCUCAACACACACAUUGACUACAGACACUCCAACAACUCAGAGGAGGAGAAAAGUGAUGGGGAGGCGGAGGAGGACUCGGCAAAACAACAACAGCAGCAGCAAGAGGAGUCAAGCAGUGAUGGCAUUCAGGCAAGAUGGACCAAACACCAACCUGGCGCCAGACCCAAGCAGGCCCCAAAGACCAACACUCGAGGAAUACAGAGAGUGUUCACCAAAUCUAGUAGUAAACCCAGCAAGGCUCACACACCCACGCCAGAGAGGGAGACAGGCGCUGGUGAGGAGAAUGGGGAGCACGCCAGCACGCCUCCACCACCACCACGUCCCGCCUUCCAAAGCUUCUGUGAGAACCCAGAGGUGACGAGGCAGCGGGCGGAGCAGAGGCGCAGGGACAGGGACUACAAUAGAGGGCACAGAGGGCGAGGUGGCGGGGACCAAGGGUGGAGGGAGUCACGGCUGACCAACGGGGUGGAGAACGGGGGUGAGGGCGGCCCCGGCAGACCCCGAGUGGGCAGCACCAAGCACAGCGGCAAGGGGUGGAGGCACGGUGAUGGCGGCGACGAAGACCGGGGAGGCUACCGAGGGGGCAAAUACAAGGAGGACACCAACCACGGUCGUGCCCAGAGCCAGCAGCACCGACACAAGAUGGUACACAAAAAUGAAUACAAACGCCAGGGUGCUCAGGCAAAGUUCAACCGUAACAACUGAACACCACACGACGCCCUGGAGCCUUGAACACCAGGAGGCAACCACCAUGUCCCUCUCCAACCCUAGCCACCACUACCACCACUACCACCUAAGACACAGCACAGAUACACAAAUAGAAGCACAAGUGUAGGUCAGGGAGGGAUCAGAGGGAGGACUGGCUUAGUUUUGCUCUUGUUUGGAAGGUAAGAGGGUGUGUGUAGGUUGAAUAAGGGUCUGUAGAUGUUGGAAAGUAGAGUUGUGUCAUCUGUAUCUUGUUAAUUUACAUAUAUUAGGGAAAAAAUGGGGAAAAAAACUUGCUAUUUAUUUUAACUAUGUUUGCAAUUCAGGAGUUUGAUAAGAAAUCAGAGGUGCUUGAAAUAGGAAAGAGAGAGGAAAAGAAAUAUCAGGCUGUUUAAUAUUAGUGAAGUUAAAUCAUUCAUACACUCUUUCUGUCAUUAUCUGGUAAGUUAACCUCUCUCUCUUCACUGUCCAUAAACUUACAUAGAGAAAUUGCUUCAGGUAAAAAACAGAACUUAAAAAUCAAAUCUUCAGAGGAGACAUUACCAGAAACCACAAGAGAUAUCAUUGUUUUGCUGCUAGAUAUGAUUGAGGAACAGAAAAGAGGAUCAGUAUGAACAUAAGAGCUUGCAUUCAUGGGGGUAUGGGAGAGAAGACAGGAGUAUGAUCAGAAGAGCCUGGGUUUCUAUGUUCUUUGACUGGUUGUGGGUAAAGAAGAGAAGAGGGAUGGUACGAAUAUAAGAACAAGUAUAUUUAUGUGUUCUUUAGGUAUGGGUGGGGGAGGGGGUGAAAAGAGGAAUGGUAUGAAUAUAAAAGCUGUAUUCAUCUGUUCUUAGCUAGGUAUGGGUGAGGGAAAGGACAGGCCAUAGGUGUAACCAUUAGAUUGUACAAGGCUCUGGUGUCAAUGUUUGCUCACUGCCUGUGUUCUAUUUGAAGACAACACUGGGCUGGCUUCUAUAUAAACAAAAAGCCUUGAAGAAGUGCCCACAUGUCUCCCUGCAGUUCCUUAUUCACUUCACUCAUGCUUGCAGAGUUUGCUGAUCCAUCUCAUUCACCAGACAUGACAUGGGAAUAGAUUAAAAAGAUACAGGUUCUUUCAAAGGUCAAUUUCCUGCUAUUCCAUUUGACCUUAACCAGAAAAUUCAGUUAAUCAGUGAUAUGCUUGGUAAAACCCUCCAAAUUUCUCUUGCUUUGAUUUUGACUUGUACAUAUAAAUGAUUUUUUGGGGAAUGUAACCAGGGUGUCCUCUCAUGUACCUAUGAGGACAGUGACUCACAUAAAGGACUGUAUUCUGAGACACUUCUUUCUCGCAUGCACCUCCACUACUCUCAAAGGCUCUGGUUGAAACUACAUGGGUUUCCAAGGGUGUUUUCUUACUCAUAGUGACAGAUUAACAAGAUUUCUGCUUUAUUAUGUGGAGAAACACUCUUGAGAACAUGGCUAAUCAUCGCUGUGGCCUUUGAGAAUGAGUGGUGAGUGAGUGGUUUCAGAAUCCAGGCCAGAGAGGCAAGGGUGACGGUGGCACAGUGCCAACCCUCACAGCAAGUUUCCUGUUCAUGUCUGUGAUCAGCCUUGUGAUAUAAACUCGUCUCUUUAUAUAUAUACAGCAUAUAUAUAUAUAUAUAAAACAGUGUACUUGUGUGUACUGUACUGUACUGUACCUACCACUCCAUUAGAGGCACACACACACACACACACACACACACACACACACACACACACACACACACACACACACACACACACACACACACACACACACACACACAAGGGAAGUUAUGAGUUGGAAAUAUGAAAAGUCCAGCUCAUGAUCCUAAACACACACACACACACACACACACACACACACACACACACACACACACAAGGGAAGUUAUGAGUUGGAAAUAUGAAAAGUCUAGCUCCUGAUCCUAAACACACACACACACACACACACACACACACACACACACACACAGCUAGGCAUUAAGUACCACUAUAGGGCAUGGUAGUUGUACUCAGUUACGGGAAAUAAACAAAGUUAUUUUUGUUAAAGCAUUAGUGAACUGUUAACAAACUCUU